Molecule: messenger RNA, 300 nt
Organism: Didymodactylos carnosus
Lineage: Eukaryota; Metazoa; Rotifera; Eurotatoria; Philodinida; Philodinidae
Source: the annotation of a GenBank genome assembly
AUGAACGAGAACAGUGGAACUGGACAACGACAAAUUUCGCCGAGGAUGGAAGACAAUAUUAUCAUUCAUGAUUCGCAACCCUCAUCAUCUCAGGAACCUUUACUAACUCGCAAACCAGCAAAACGAAGAGCGGUAUGGUCAUCGACAUCGCCAAAUGCUCCCGGGAUAUCGAUUUUAACAUUUCGUAUGGAUAUUCCAGCUAAUAUAUCAUUUGCACCAGCAUCAGAAGCAAUAUCAAACAAAUUCUAUACAACUUCACAGCAACCAGCUCCAUUAGUUAUCAUUACUCUACCAGACUGA